Messenger RNA from Trypanosoma conorhini, 2151 nucleotides. RefSeq names its product oligopeptidase b. Gene Ontology annotation, biological process: proteolysis. The transcript has a single exon. NCBI's taxonomy places the organism in Eukaryota, Euglenozoa, Kinetoplastea, Trypanosomatida, Trypanosomatidae. Bases 1 to 2151 code for a protein of 716 amino acids. Gene Ontology annotation, molecular function: serine-type endopeptidase activity. The record is from RefSeq and is a predicted model, not a curated record.
AUGUCGGCGGAGCGCGGCCCCAUAGCUGCGUUUAAGGACCACGAGGUGGUGUUCGGCCACGUUGAGGGCGAGGACCGCGGGAAGGGCGCGAUGAACCCGCCACGGCGCCGCAAUGACCCACUUUUUUGGCUGCGGGAUGAUGCUCGCAAGGACCCGGCGGUCAUCGACCACCUGAAGCUGGAGCAGGCCUACUUCGAGGAGCGCACGGCGGACAUUAAGGACCUCUCCGAGACGCUCUACAAGGAGCACAUCUCACACAUCCAGGAGACGGACAUGUCCGCGCCGUACCCGCACGAUGGCUACAUUUACUACACCCGAGAGGUGGCGGGGUUGUCGUACAAAAUUCACUGCCGCGUCCCGCAGGGCAAGACGCCUGGAAAGAGUGGGGAGGAGCAGGUGCUCCUGGACGAGAACAAGCUGGCCGAGGGGAAGGCGUUUUGCGUGGUGCACACGGUGAAGCCGGCCCCGCCGGACCACGCCCUCGUUGCGUACUCCGUGGACUACAGCGGAAAUGAAGUGUACGACGUCCGCUUUGUGCAGGACGCGGUGGCGGAUGUGGUGGAGGGGACCAACGGCGAAAUUGUGUGGGGCCCGGCUGCCUCUUGCUUCUUCUACACGACGAAGGACGCGGCGCAGCGGGAUCACAAGAUUUGGCGGCACAUCAUGGGUCACCCACAGUCGGAGGACGUCUGCCUGUACACCGAGGAUGACCCGCUCUUCAGCGCCUUCGUGGGGAAGUCGGGGGACGGGCACACUCUGCUGAUCGGCUCCGCCUCCUCGGAGACGACGGAGAUGCACCUGUUGGAUCUGCGCAAGGGCAACGGUCACACGGCGCUGGAGCUGGUACGUCCGCGUGAAAAGGGCGUGCGCUACGAAGUGGAGCUCCAUGGCACGGAGACGCUGGUGAUUCUGACGAACAAGGACGAUUGCAUGAACGGCAAGGUGGUGCUGGCCACGCGGAGUGCGCCGGCGGAGUGGGGCAGCGUCCUUGUGCCGCACAGCGAGGAGGCGUUCAUUGAGACGGUGGCCGUCUUUGCGAAGUUUGCCGUCUUCGCCGGCCGCCGCGCGGGGCUGACGCGUGUCUGGACGAUGUCGGUGGGCCCUGACGGCUGCUCCUUCGCCGGCGCCGUGCUGCGGGAGGUGGCGUUUGACGACCCCGUCUUUGCCGUCCGCCCCGUCUUCUCCCAGAUGAAGGUGUACGACACGGAGACGCUGCGCCUCGCCUACUCCUCCAUGACGACCCCCACGACAUGGCUCGACCUGCACGUCGCCGCCGGAAGCCGCACGACGGUGAAGGUGCGUGAGGUGGGCGGGGGGUUUAACGGGAAAAACUACGUCUGCCGGCGCCUCUUUGCGACGGCGCCGGACCGGACGAAGAUCCCGCUCUCCGUUGUGCACGACGCCAGCCUCGACCUGAGCAAGCCCCACCCCACCAUGCUCUACGGCUACGGCUCGUAUGGGCUCUGCAUGGAGCCGGAGUUCAGCAUCAAGUACCUGCCCUACGUGGAUCGCGGCAUGAUCUACGUCGUCGCCCACAUCCGUGGUGGGGGGGAGAUGGGGCGGGCGUGGUACGAGGUGGGGGCGAAGUACCUCACGAAGCGAAACACCUUUUCCGACUUCAUCGCCAGCGCGGAGUACCUGAUCGAGAGUGGCCUAACCACCCCCUCGCAGCUGGCGUGUGAGGGGCGUAGCGCGGGUGGGCUGCUGAUCGGGGCCGUGCUGAACAUGCGACCAGACCUCUUCCAGGUCGCGCUGGCGGGCGUCCCGUUUGUGGAUGUCAUGACAACGAUGUGCGACCCGAGCAUUCCCCUCACCACCGGCGAGUGGGAGGAGUGGGGGAACCCGAACGAGUACAAGUUCUUUGACUACAUGAACAGCUACAGCCCAAUGGACAACGUGCGCGCGCAGGCCUACCCGCACCUCAUGAUCCAGGCAGGGCUGCACGACCCCCGUGUGGCCUACUGGGAGCCGGCGAAGUGGGCCUCCAAGCUGCGCGCGCUCAAGACGGACACCAACGAGGUGCUGCUCAAGAUGGACCUUGACAGUGGGCACUUCUCGGCGAGCGACCGCUACAAGUACUGGCGUGAGAUGGCCAUCCAGCAGGCCUUCGUGCUCAAGCACCUCAAUGCCCGGACGCUGCUCCGGCGCUGA